Messenger RNA from Nelumbo nucifera (sacred lotus), 1347 nucleotides. RefSeq names its product thylakoid lumenal protein (Mog1/PsbP/DUF1795-like photosystem II reaction center PsbP family protein). Gene Ontology annotation, biological process: photosynthesis. Gene Ontology annotation, molecular function: calcium ion binding. Lineage: Eukaryota; Viridiplantae; Streptophyta; Magnoliopsida; Proteales; Nelumbonaceae. The record is from RefSeq and is a predicted model, not a curated record. Gene Ontology annotation, cellular component: photosystem II oxygen evolving complex; photosystem II; extrinsic component of membrane.
UGCUAUCUCAUCUGUGGUACAGGCAGUGGGCACCUCGUCCACAAGCAUAGAAUCAUCAUCGACAGAUCAUCCUCCGGGACCUCCAUUCCACACGGCUACACCCUACACCAUUCCAAACCAUCCUGGAGACAGAGCUACUUCUUCGCCAUUAACUUCUGCUCUCGAUUUUCUAAAACGAAAUAGAAAACCCAAUUUUGCUGUAGUAUCUGUUAUCGAAUUCUCUAAAAUUCUAGUACAGCAGAAAUAGAUUCUAAGAAAUGGGCACAACCCUGUUUAUGAACUGCUGGUUUUCCUUGGGGAGUCGCAACCAGGCUUACCAAUUUCUACAAUCUAGACAGAUUCUGUCUCACCAUGUUUCUGUUCAAUCUUCACUAGAGAAAAGGUGCUCAACAACAAAAGCUACCAGAGGUUCAAGAGAAAAUGGCUUUGAUGAUGAUGAUACUGAUAAACUGUCCAGGUUUCUGACAAGAAGGUGGGCUAUGGUUUCUGGGGUCUCAUUGGUUUCGGCUGCAGUUUUGGGUUUUCCAAGAGAGGGGUUAGCAGUGGUGAAACAGAACCUUCUUGCUGGAAGGAUCCCUGGAUUAUCUGAGCCUGAUGAACAAGGUUGGAGGACAUAUCGCAGACCAGAUGAAAAGUCUGGAGGGCAUGGUGUCGGAUGGAGUCCAAUAAUCCCAUAUGCAUUUUCGGUCCCAAAAGACUGGGAAGAGGUUCCUGUUUCAAUUGCAGAUCUUGGUGGCACGGAAAUUGAUUUGAGAUUUGCUAGCACUCAGGAAGGGCGCUUGUUCGUCAUUGUUGCACCUGUUCUCAGAUUUGCAGACCUUGGUGGAGAUGCUACAAUUGAACAAAUUGGCCCACCUGAAAAAGUGAUCAAUGCAUUUGGACCAGAAGUGAUCGGGGAAAAUGUUGAAGGCAAAGUUUUAACUAUGGAAGUAGCAGAACACUCCGGGAGGACAUACUACCAAUAUGAGUUGGAGCCACCUCAUGCUCUCAUCACUGCAACUGCCGCCGGCAAUCGGCUGUACUUGUUCAGUGUGACUGCCAAUGGUCUUCAGUGGAAGAGGCAUUAUAAGGAUUUGAAACGGAUUGCUGAAUCCUUCCGUGUUGUCUAAACUCAUGAGUGGAAAUUAUAAAAAUUCUUUGUAGAAAAAUAUGGUGUAUGAAAUACUUGUUUCUUUCCAUACUGAAAAAUUUACAGAAUUUGAUACACAGAAUGAAUUUACAGGUGUACAAGAACAUCUUUUUGAAGUUCUUGCUGGGUCAGCCAGCCCUUCAGAAGAAGCUCACAUGAAGAAUUGACAAAUAAUUGAAGCAGCAUUGUAAGAAAAUGAUGAAGGAUCCUCUCUUAGU